CUGGAAGGAAGAGACGAUGAUGGAUGAGAAAAGAGGUUAUUUUGAGCUGAGGGAGGAGAGAGUUGACCUGAGGAAGAGAAAGUGGAGGGGAGUGGGAAUCACGAUUUUGUUGUUGUUGUUGCUUGGGGUGAGUUUUUGGGGGUCGGGGGCUUGGACGUGGAGGGAUGGUUGGGUUUAUGGGUUCGGGGAUUCGAGGGAUGAACCUGAAAGGGAGCAUACGUCCAAGACGGUGUUUUCUUGGAGCCAGAUUACACCAUCGAAAGAACUCGAGUACACGCCUUGCUUCGACGAUUUCCUAUGCGCAAGACUCGAUGUACCUCUGAACUGGAAUGCAAGCGACAAAGAAGGUGAACUGAGAGCAGCUGUCGCAAUCGUGAAAGUCCCAGCUAGAGUACCAGUCGCCGAUCCAAGAUAUGGCGGGUCGGUGUUGAUGAACCCAGGAGGACCAGGAGAAUCCGGCGUCAAUCAAGUCCUCAGCUCAGGAAAACAAAUGCAAACCAUCCUCGACUCACCACUCCCGCUCUCAGAACCCAGCAACGGCAAGUAUUUCGACAUAAUCGGCUUUGAUCCCCGAGGCGUAAACAACACCACACCUCGUCUGAGAUGUUUUCCAGAUGCAUUCAAUCAACAGUACUGGCUGCUGAAGUUCCCGGAUUAUUCAUUUCUCUGGGAUUAUAGGUCAGUGCUGGGAAUGGAGUGGGCGAGAGCGGAAGCGAUGGGCGCGAGUUGUCAGAGGGAGGGUGAUGAGAGUGAUAUGGCGCGGUAUGCGAAUACGGCGCAGACGGUGAACGAUAUGUUGGAGUUUGUGGAGAGGCAUGGGGAAUGGAGGGAGAAGAUGGCGGAGUCCAUUGUGACGAGUGAGGGAAUUUCUGCUGCGGAAAAGAAAGACAUCGUUGAGCGCACGGCGUGGAAGAAAGGUAAUGAGAAGAUCCAAUACUGGGGUAUUAGCUAUGGGACGCUGCUUGGCCAGACCUUUGCUGCCAUGCAUCCAGAUCGCGUACACAGACUUGUUAUCGAUGGAGUGGUUGAUCCUGACGAUCAUUAUUCUGGCACAUGGCUCACUCAGCUGCAAGACUCGGAUCAGAUUGUGACCAAGUUCUGCGAGUACUGCUAUGAAGCCGGACCAGAAAAAUGCCCACUCUGGACUGGGACCUCCGGGAAAGACGUCGAGAUACGACUUACCAGAAUCAUGGACGACUUGAAAACAAAUCCUAUCUCCGUGGCAGCAGUUGGUCAUUACGGCCCCGAAGUCGUUACAUGGGGAGAUAUGCUCCUGCACUUACUCAGCGGAAUGUUCUUCCCAUACUCAUCCGCCGAACUCUUCUUCGACAUGCUUGCCGAACUCGAAGUCAGGAAUGGAAGCCGAGUCGGGAAAAUGAAGCAAUCCGGUGUACGUGCAGCCGAAAUCCCCGCAGAAUGCAUUCGAGAUGGCCCAUUCUCCGACGCUUGCGUGACCAGUCAUUAUAUCUCUGGCAUGGGAAGUUUCCAGUCCAUCUCGUGCAUGGAUAUUGCGGGUAGGAACAAUAUCACGAAGCAGGACUUCCGGGAGUACGUCGUGGAGUUGAGAAACCAGAGUAAGUGGUUGUAUACGAGCUGGGCGAGGAAUAAGCUUGCUUGCUUGGGGUAUACGGUUCCUCCUGUCUGGUUUUUCGAGGGUCCGAUUGCGGGAAACACUUCUCAUCCGUUGCUCAUUAUUGGAAAUACGCAUGAUACUGUGACACCGUUGAGAAACGCUCGUCGAGUAUCAACACUUUUUCCAGGCUCAGCUGUCCUGCACCAAAAUUCGCAAGGACAUUGCUCGUACUCAAGUCCAUCACUUUGCACUGGCAAAACGGUACGGGAAUACUUUCAAACGGGCAAGACACCACCGCCAGAUACGGUCUGUGAGCCAGAAUGGAAGCCUUUCAUAGGCUGCUUGAAGAAGGAUACGAACGGUGAUUGCGAAAAGCUCAAUGCAGAUGACCAGAUAUUGUGGGAUGCGAUGAAAGGCGUGGCAGAGUGAGAACGUCUCCCUCAUCAACUUGAUUUAUCUUUGUGCGCAUGGCGAUUUCCUGAUUUUAUCGAUAUCCAAACACUUCCUUACGACUCAUGACUGCACGAAAAUAGCAAAUAUCCAAGACCAAAAAGCGAUGAUGAUUCUUCUUCCACAGUCAAAGCACAAGGCAUAACGAAAUAGAACAGCAGUGAUGAUGAGCACUCCAUAGAAUACCAUCCAUAUACCCCCUCUGCGUCGUUUCAGACACUUUUCAAUAACAAGAUGUCGUAAUCUGAUCGCCCGCUACGCUGGUGGCGGCGUGGCUAGCGAGACACUUGGUUCGGAUUCAGCCUCAACCGUCAUGUCUAUGCCGUCCCAGCUGCAUGGCUAGGCGUUCUCCAUUCUUG
Messenger RNA from Mollisia scopiformis, 2382 nucleotides. RefSeq names its product proteinase. The record is from RefSeq and is a predicted model, not a curated record. The transcript has 6 exons. Lineage: Eukaryota; Fungi; Ascomycota; Leotiomycetes; Helotiales; Mollisiaceae. The coding region runs from base 17 to 2002 and encodes 661 amino acids.